Phacochoerus africanus (Common warthog) is the source of this 1405-nucleotide messenger RNA. RefSeq names its product isocitrate dehydrogenase (NAD(+)) 3 non-catalytic subunit gamma (gene IDH3G). The record is from RefSeq and is a predicted model, not a curated record. NCBI's taxonomy places the organism in Eukaryota, Metazoa, Chordata, Mammalia, Artiodactyla, Suidae. The transcript is spliced from 13 exons. Gene Ontology annotation, molecular function: NAD binding; magnesium ion binding; oxidoreductase activity, acting on the CH-OH group of donors, NAD or NADP as acceptor. Gene Ontology annotation, biological process: isocitrate metabolic process; tricarboxylic acid cycle. The coding region runs from base 121 to 1299 and encodes 392 amino acids. Gene Ontology annotation, cellular component: mitochondrion.
CGCGGUCGCGUGCGUGCGCUCGGCCGGGCUCACGCCCACUCCCCGGAGCGCGCGCUCCGGCGAACUCUCGCGAGAGUGGCAUUUGCGGGUCGAGACCUGCUGCGGUUCUCACUUUCUGUCAUGGCGCUGAAGGUGGCGACGGCUGCAGGUGGCGCGGCGAAGGCAGUGCUCAGGCCAGCCCUCCUCUGCCGUCCCUGGGAGGUUCUAGGUGCCCACGAGGCCCCCCGGAGGAGCUUCUCUCAACAGACAAUUCCUCCGUCGGCCAAGUAUGGGGGGCGGCACACGGUGACCAUGAUCCCAGGGGAUGGCAUCGGGCCGGAGCUCAUGCUGCAUGUCAAGUCUGUGUUCAGGCAUGCGUGUGUGCCUGUGGACUUCGAAGAGGUGCAUGUGAGCUCCAACGCCGACGAGGAGGACAUCCGCAAUGCCAUCAUGGCCAUCCGUCGGAACCGUGUGGCUCUAAAGGGCAAUAUUGAAACAAACCACAACCUGCCGCCGUCGCACAAGUCCCGGAACAACAUCCUCCGCACCAGCCUGGACCUCUAUGCCAACGUCAUCCACUGCAAGAGCCUGCCCGGCGUCGUCACGCGGCACAGGGACGUCGACAUCCUCAUCGUCCGGGAGAACACGGAGGGCGAGUACAGCAGCCUGGAGCACGAGAGCGUGGCGGGAGUGGUGGAGAGCCUCAAGAUCAUCACCAAGGCCAAGUCCCUGCGCAUCGCCGAGUACGCCUUCAAACUGGCCCAGGAGGCGGGGCGCAAGAAAGUGACGGCUGUGCACAAGGCCAACAUCAUGAAACUGGGCGAUGGGCUCUUCCUCCAGUGCUGCAGGGAGGUGGCGGCCGGUUACCCCCACAUCACCUUCGAGAGCAUGAUCGUGGACAACACCACCAUGCAGCUGGUGUCCCGGCCGCAGCAGUUCGACGUCAUGGUGAUGCCCAACCUCUACGGCAACAUCGUCAACAACGUCUGCGCGGGCCUGGUGGGCGGCCCCGGGCUCGUGGCGGGGGCCAACUACGGGCACGUGUACGCCGUCUUCGAGACCGCUACGAGGAACACAGGCAAGAGCAUCGCCAACAAGAACAUUGCCAACCCCACAGCGACGCUGCUCGCAAGCUGCAUGAUGCUCGACCACCUCAAGCUCCACUCCUACGCCACGUCCAUCCGCAAGGCCGUCUUGGCGUCCAUGGACAACGAAAACAUGCACACGCCGGACAUCGGGGGCCAGGGCACGACGUCGGAAGCCAUCCAGGACAUCAUUCGCCACAUCCGCAUCAUCAACGGGCGGGCGGCGGAGGCCUAGGCCACCCCGGGGACUGUGCCGGCCACUCUUUAGAUGCCCUUUGCACCCCCAGCUCCCUAGCCAGCCCGGGGGGGGGGGGCACCCAGAAUAAACCCGCUUCUGCCCA